Sesamum indicum (sesame) is the source of this 1179-nucleotide messenger RNA. RefSeq names its product aquaporin PIP2-7. The record is from RefSeq and is a predicted model, not a curated record. Gene Ontology annotation, cellular component: membrane. NCBI's taxonomy places the organism in Eukaryota, Viridiplantae, Streptophyta, Magnoliopsida, Lamiales, Pedaliaceae. Gene Ontology annotation, biological process: transmembrane transport. Gene Ontology annotation, molecular function: channel activity.
CAUAUGCGAAGACACACUACACGGAAAAGGCAGAAGAUAAAAUCAGAGAAAAGAAAGGGGUUUGAGUUUGUUUACAGAGAGAUAUGACGAAGGAAGUGAGUGAAGAGCCGCCGGUGCACCACCACGGCAAGGACUACGUCGACCCUCCGCCGGCUCCGCUUUUUGAUGUGGGUGAGCUCAAGCUCUGGUCUUUCUACAGAGCACUAAUUGCCGAGUUUAUUGCCACCCUUCUCUUCCUCUACGUCACUGUCGCUACGGUCAUCGGCCACAAGAAGCUCAACGCCGCCGACCAAUGCGACGGAGUUGGCAUCCUCGGCAUCGCCUGGGCUUUUGGCGGCAUGAUCUUCAUCCUUGUCUACUGCACUGCCGGAAUCUCAGGUGGUCACAUUAACCCAGCCGUGACCUUCGGGCUGUUCCUUGCCCGGAAGGUGUCGCUGAUCCGGGCUUUGGGGUACAUGAUAGCACAGUGUUUGGGUGCUAUCUGCGGCGUGGGUUUGGUGAAAGCCUUCAUGAAAAGCUACUAUAACGGGCUCGGCGGUGGAGCUAACUCAGUAGCACCAGGGUAUAACAAGGGAACUGCACUUGGUGCUGAGAUUAUUGGUACCUUUGUGCUUGUUUACACUGUUUUCUCCGCCACUGACCCCAAGAGGAGCGCGCGUGACUCUCACGUUCCGGUGUUGGCUCCACUUCCCAUCGGAUUUGCAGUUUUCAUGGUUCACUUGGCCACCAUCCCCAUCACCGGAACUGGCAUCAACCCUGCUAGGAGCUUCGGAGCUGCUGUCAUCUACAACAACGACAAAGUUUGGGAUGACCACUGGAUUUUCUGGGUCGGACCGUUUGUGGGAGCACUGGCGGCGGCGGCAUACCACCAGUACAUAUUGAGGGCGGCGGCAAUUAAGGCUCUGGGAUCCUUCAGGAGCAACCCCACCAACUGAUGAGUGUUGUGGAAGAAGAAGUGAAAGAUUGAAUUAAUCUGUUGUUAUAUUGUAUCUCUAAUUAUGUAAUUGUUGGCUUUUGUGUGCAAUGAGAGGAGAAUGUUUAUUGUCAUCAGCCCUCGUCUGUUCUUCUUCUUCCCUUUGUUCUACUUUUUUUCGUACAGUUUUUUUAAUAUUUUGUUGUUAGCUUUGGUUGUCGCCUCUGUAUUGUAGCAAUUAGCGCAGUGAUGGUGGUGCUGUGUUC